AUGUCCUUGAGGAAAUUUAUUUCAAAAUCAUUGAAUACGAUUUAUAGCAACAAAUCGAACGAUGACGGAAAACCAAGAAUGAUAACAUCAAGAAAAUAUCCAAAAGAUGAUAUCUUCACCACGACCUUUUCGCGAGAAAGUAUCAAAGCACGAUCUCGAUCACAUACAAUCUCUUAUGACCUGCGACCGUCCUUACACCUUUCACAUCUCACGCCGGAUGAAAAGACCUUUCGUCCGGUUAAAAACGUGUACGUAAAAGUAAAUGUGUUUUGGGGAGAGGAUCAAAAUGAUGAACGGUUUGGUUUAACUAUUCCACGAACCGGUUCUUUCAGAUCACUUAAAAAAGCUUUAUCAAAGAGUCUAGGGUAUGAGAUGCCACAUGAUUUUGCUAUACUUUAUCAUACAAGAAGGUAUCGCGAGGAUAAUGUUAUGAUGAGGGUUUUGCUUGAUUACUGGUUAAAGAACAGAAUGUUGUGGUUGGUGGAUAAUGAUUUCGUGUUUAGGAAACACAUGUUGUUGUGGAGGGACCAUAUUGAAAUAACCAUUGUACGAAAAUCGAUAAUUUAUUAA
Molecule: messenger RNA, 570 nt
Organism: Funneliformis geosporum
Lineage: Eukaryota; Fungi; Glomeromycota; Glomeromycetes; Glomerales; Glomeraceae
Source: the annotation of a GenBank genome assembly